UAUUUUCUGUUAUCCUUUCAUUGUCUUCUUCCUUCCUCUUGAGGUUUUUGAUAAUUCCAUGGAUUAUCUUAGUUUCUUCUCUCAUGGUGGCUAUCGAGAAAUCACUCACACCAUAAUCUCUGAAGCUUUUGAGUUUCAAAGUUUUCGAAUUUGAAACUUUCUCCAGAAAAUUUUGAAGCUUUUUUAUUCCUUAGUUAUGGCUUAUGUUCGUGGCUUAGCUUCGUUUUCGUUGACCUUCUCACCGAUUUCUCUCCGAAGAUUCCGUCCCCGACUUCAUCGUAAUCACAGCGUAAAACCCAAUUCCCGAAUCAUCAUCUGCAAUCUGAAAUCAAACUACUCCGCUGGGAAAUUUCGUGAGCUCGGAGGAUUAUCUCGUUCCGUGGAGCUAGACCAAUUCAUCACAAGCGAGGAAGAAGAAGAAGAAGCAGAGGAAAUAGGAGAAGGGUUUUUCGAAGCGAUUGAGGAAUUAGAGAGGAUGACUAGAGAACCAUCAGAUAUUCUCGAAGAGAUGAAUCAUCGAUUAUCUUCUCGAGAAUUGCAAUUGAUGCUUGUCUAUUUCGCACAAGAAGGUAGAGAUUCUUGGUGUACUUUAGAAGUGUUUGAAUGGUUGAAAAAGGAAAAUAGAGUUGAUGAAGAGAUAAUGGAGUUAAUGGUUUCGAUUAUGUGUGGUUGGGUUAAGAAAUUGAUUCAAGAGGAAUGUGAUGCACACCAAGUGUUCGACUUAUUGAUUGAGAUGGAUUGUGUUGGGUUAAAACCUGGUUUUAGUAUGAUGGAGAAAGUUAUUGCUUUGUAUUGUGAGAUGGGGAAGAAAGAAAGUGCGGUUUUGUUUGUGAGGGAGGUUUUAAGGAGGAGAGAUGGUUUUGGGUAUAGUGUUGUUGGUGGUGGUUCUGAAGGUAGAAAAGGUGGACCAGUUGGGUAUCUUGCUUGGAAAUUGAUGGUUGAUGGAGACUAUAAGAAGGCAGUUGAUAUGGUUAUGGAGUUAAGACUUUCAGGGCUGAAGCCAGAAGCUUAUAGCUAUCUAAUUGCGAUGACAGCAAUUGUGAAAGAGCUGAAUAGUCUUGGGAAGACAUUACGCGAGUUGAAACGCUUUACACGGGCUGGUUUUGUUGCUGAGAUCGAUGAUCAUGAUAGGGUACUCAUUGAGAAGUACCAAUCGGAAACAUUAUCCCGCGGACUGCAAUUAGCCACUUGGGCGGUUGAGGAAGGUCAAGAAAAUGAUUCCAUAAUUGGGGUGGUCCAUGAGAGGCUCCUCGCAAUGUAUAUAUGUGCGGGACGUGGACCAGAAGCAGAGAAACAACUCUGGAAGAUGAAACUUGCAGGGAGAGAACCCGAAGCUGAUCUCCACGACAUCGUUAUGGCGAUCUGCGCUUCACAGAAAGAGGUUAAUGCAGUUUCACGGCUUCUGACACGGGUGGAGUUCAUGGGAUCUCAGAGAAAGAAGAAGACUCUGUCUUGGUUGCUCAGAGGGUAUGUAAAAGGAGGGCACUUUGAAGAAGCUGCAGAGACACUGGUAUCGAUGAUCGACUCUGGUUUGCAUCCGGAGUAUAUUGAUCGAGUGGCUGUGAUGCAAGGAAUGACAAGGAAGAUUCAACGGCCGAGAGAUGUUAAAGCAUAUAUGAGUCUGUGCAAGAGGCUCUUUGAUGCUGGUUUGGUAGGACCUUGUCUUGUGUAUAUGUACAUGGAUAAAUAUAAGUUGUGGAUAGUGAAGAUGAUGUGAAGAAAAAGGAAAAUAUCGAAAUAGCUGAGACUCUGGCUAAGCUGGAGCGAUCGGGAUUUUCUAUUUUUGGGUAUAUAAAUCUGUGCGUAAUAAAUAAUAAUACGUAUAUUAUCUGUUUAUGAAAGGGAAAUAACUUUGUAUUUAAAUUAUUUAUAUACUGUACCUAUGGAAUUGUCUUUGAAGUUUUCUGUUUUAGUGACUUAAAAUAAGGAAAAAGAGCAUACAACUAGUUUGUAA
Arabidopsis lyrata subsp. lyrata is the source of this 1954-nucleotide messenger RNA. RefSeq names its product pentatricopeptide repeat-containing protein At2g30100, chloroplastic. The transcript has 2 exons. Bases 197 to 1717 code for a protein of 506 amino acids. Gene Ontology annotation, molecular function: protein binding. Lineage: Eukaryota; Viridiplantae; Streptophyta; Magnoliopsida; Brassicales; Brassicaceae. The record is from RefSeq and is a predicted model, not a curated record.